This is a messenger RNA of Papilio machaon (common yellow swallowtail), 3600 nucleotides long. Its product is annotated as HEAT repeat-containing protein 6. Bases 162 to 3488 code for a protein of 1108 amino acids. NCBI's taxonomy places the organism in Eukaryota, Metazoa, Arthropoda, Insecta, Lepidoptera, Papilionidae. The transcript is spliced from 16 exons. The record is from RefSeq and is a predicted model, not a curated record.
GUCAAUUGGUUUUGUCCACCCAAUUAUACCAAGUAAAUAGUGCAAUCAAUAUACUAUGAAUUGUAGUCGUCUCAUUAGCAAGAUACUUUUGGGAUAAAGUAAACAAUAUUGGCAUAAAAUAAAAUUCGAUGAUUUGUUUAUUUACCGUGUGAUAUCACUAAAUGUUGAACAGUGCUGCAAAUAUGGUAAAUCCACCUCGGGCAAUUAACGUGAUCGUCCAACAGCUGCAUUCUGCCCUUUCUUCAAAAAAACGAAGUGAUGGUCAAGUUAAUUCACUCAUAGAUGAAUUCAACAACUUACCAUUUACAAAAAAUGAAUGUGAAUAUUUUGCUAUACAUAGGAAUAUUGAGCCAUUAACUAAACUGAUUUGUGAAGAAAUCAUACCAUGUAAUGAAAUCCUAACAUCAAAAACUUCAAACUUACUACAUAAGUUAUUCAAUAAGUCAAAUCAUGAGUUUUCUGAAGAACUAUGGGAAACUGUAACAAUGUGGCGUAUUGAAAGCCUGCAUUUGUGUUCAGGGAAUAUACUAACAGAUGUUGUCUUCCAUAUGCAUGACAGCUUACCAAAAAGGACAUAUCUUUUAGCAAAGCAUGCUGAAUCCUUAAUUGGUUCUGAGGGUUUGGUUAUAAAAAUUCUUAAAGACCAUAUAAGUAACCAAGAGAACUGUAAUGUUGACAAUGUCAAAACAUCUGUACUACUAGUUAGGAUAAUAUCAUAUCUAACAAUGCAUUUAUUUCAAAAUCCUAAGAAAUAUACAAUAAAUAUAAAUAAAGAAGUCAUUGCUGGAACUCUUAUGGAACUUCUCAUGAAUGGUGUGCCAAAGGAAUGUGAAUUUUUCUAUAAUAUGGCACUGGAACCGGCUCUACAGACUUUAUCUCAUUUAUUCUAUCACAAUCCAGAUAUAAAUUUUUCACUAUCAGAUGCCAUCAGCAUAGCUCGUCAUUUUAUUCUUUAUGGCUUGAGUAUUAGAAGCACUAAACCUGAAAAAUUAACACCAAUAGAACAUGCUGAUGUUAUAGAACCAGUGAAAAUUUCCCCAAAUGCAGGGAAGAAACAAAAACUAAGAAAGCCAAGAAAUAAUGCUAUAGAAAACUUGAAGAAAGAAACAUCUGACCCCAAUGUCAUGAAGGAUGUAGACCAAUUUAGCAGCGACUCUGUUUAUGAGCCAAUAAAUAAAAAAUUCUUGGACCCACCGCAGUUUGUUGAAUAUACUGAUACCUCUACCGACUUUAGUUUCGAUUUGAAAUACAGAUCUGAUGUGAUUGAUUUCAAAGCUAUUAUAAGACAAUGUGCUGCAAAACUAUUUUUGGUUAUAAUCAAGGUUAAAGGUAAAAGAGAAAUCUUUCCGUAUUGGUAUAAAUUUAUGCCCAAUAAUUCUGAACCACAACAUUGGUUCAACACUGAAAAUGGCAAGAAGUCAUUAAUCUUUUGCGCUCUUACUGAUUCAUCACCUAAAGGCAGGACCAGCGCUUUAGGGGUUGUAUUGACAUUGCUCUCCGGCUCAAGGCCAUACUUAGCACAAGCUGAAACAAGUACCAGAGUUAAUGCAUCAGUUGUCCCAUUCCCUGUGACCUUGGGUUAUAUGUUAACAUGUAUACAUAUUGGGCUUAUUAAUAUUUUGACAAGGGAGAAAAGCGAAAGCGUAGCUAUAAUGGCCUUAAAAUGCACCGCCGCUUUGGCGCAGGCCACCCCUUACCAUAAACUACAGCCGGGACUUAUCGAUGGCUUGAUUAGAUGCACAAAGAAGUUUAUCAACCAAAAAGAUAUAAAUAUUCAACUGGGUUCUUUAGUAGCAAUUGGAUCUAUGAUAUCUGUGGAUCCUAAAGUCGAUGAGAUACUGAGAGUUUUGAAAGAUGAUGAACCCGACGUUAAGCCGGAGAAUCCAAAAAAUAUAUGUGCCAAUGAAGCUGAAUGUGAUGACUUUGAGGAAUCAUACCCAGAUGAAGAUGUAGUAGUAACCAUAGAGAGACAAGCACAUUUACUUAAAGAGAAGUACGAAAAAUCUUUGCAAGUCACUAGUUGGGUUAUUGUUGUAUGUUUCAAAAAUUUCGGCAUCGUAUUUCAUAACAAUCAAAUAAUGAAUCGCUCACUGCCUCCAGUUCCAAUAAUACUGGAAACAUUACAAGUACUAUCAGCUAUUGCUUUCCAUUAUUUAGGAGAGUUACUGAGACCUCAUCUUGUCAUGAUGACUGAACUGUUGAGUGACAUGUUGCGCAUCAACCAGCCGGAUUUGACACUACAGUGUGCCAAAACUAUCAGUGUUAUCGCUGAUGGUAUGCAAAAGUUAGAGCGCACUGAACACGCUCUAUCAAUAAAGGAGAGCCUGUGCGUGUGGGAGAAACUUCUCCAUCCAUUGUGCGGUGUGCUACAAUCGCAGGAGAACCCCAACGCUAAGGCGGUCGUCUGCGACUGCAUCGCUAACAUCGGAGAGAAAUGUUUCAAAGAGAUGCUGCGGCCGCAACAGAUGCUGUGCUGUGCGCUGCUGAUGGGCUCGUGCUGUGACAGUCACCCCGCAGUACGCGCCGCCGCCGUGCGCGCACUCGCCAUGGCCGUCAUGUACCGCACGCUUAGAGAGGAUAUAUGUUUCGUGAGCGACUGCGCGGAGAAUAUCCUGCGUGCGCUGGAGGAGCCCACUCUGCAAGUGCGCACCAAGGCCGCCUGGGCCCUCGCCAAUCUCAGCGACGCGCUCGUCCUCAACAUGGAGGUGCCGGAGCUGGACCGCAUCAGUGACAACCUGCUGGUGCGUCUGAUGGAGGCCAGUGUCGUCAGUGCCAUAGAUAAUGAUAAGGUGAAAAUGAGUGCGAUGCGAGCUAUAGGCAAUUUGUUGCGUAUAUUAACACGUGAAAACUUGGCGUACAAUCCCACACUCAAGCCGUUGUUUGAGACCGGCAUCAACCGGCUGCUGGGAUGUGCCAACCACGUCGCCAGUAUGAAAGUGCGCUGGAACGCUUGCUACGCACUUGGCAAUGUAUUGAAGAAUGAAUACCUCUUCAUAUGCUUUCAAGGAUGGCAGGCGCAAGUACUCCCGGCGUUGUGUAAUCUGGCGCAGACUUCGAAGAACAUAAAGGUGCGUAUAACUGCGGCGGUGGCGCUGCGGUCGUGUGCCCGGCGCUGGCAGGUGGGGGCGCUGCUGCCCCCUCUCUGGCGCAGUCUCUUAGAGGCACUCGACAGCGCCGCUCAUCUCGACGACUUCUCUGAGUACAAGCACAAGGACAAUCUCGCUGAACAGUUAUGUGUAACUAUCGCACACAUAUGCUGCCUUCUGGAGCCAUCCGAUCUUGCCGACAUUUUGGACCCACUCACUUAUCACGGAGAGACAGCAAAGACGAUGUUCGCUGAAGUCUACCACAAAUUACUGCCUGAAGACAUAUCCUGUUUUAAAUUACUGCAAGCCGCUAAAUACGUGAACAUGGAUCUGGUGCCGCAAAAUGAAAUGCAAGCGCGGUCUUUGAAUAUAUUGAAGAAUAUAUUUUUAUUAGAAUUAUAAAUGACCAUCGAUAAAAUGGGAAAAAAUCUAGUUACCGUAUGACUUUGAUAUUGUCUUACAUUUCAACAAUUUUUGUUACAGUUAGCCUAUUCAAGAUUAAAUAGGCUCUAUU